Molecule: messenger RNA, 1630 nt
Organism: Biomphalaria glabrata
Lineage: Eukaryota; Metazoa; Mollusca; Gastropoda; Planorbidae
Exons: 2
Coding region: 305-1459 (384 amino acids)
Source: RefSeq, a predicted model, not a curated record
AUUUGAUUGGUCCACUAAAAACUGUUCGAUAUAAACGCAUUAUUUUGUGCUUCACGGUGCCUCAAUGUUUAGAUGACGUUUUUGUUCGUACUUCGUAUAGGCUACAUGUAUUCAUUAAUUAAUUAAAGACGUUUUGAUAUGUAUCGUGUGUUAAUAUGCUUAUUGUAUAUAUUAAAAUAUUUCUUGUUCUUUGUUAUUAUGCUGACCUUUAUUCGUAUAUAAUGUCAAACACAAAGAUGGAUUCAACAUGGUAGCUUGACACUUUAUUAUUAGUCUAGCCGGUGGAUAACAAAAAAGAAAGAAGAUGUCGCUGCUGAUGGUCAAGACCAAGAACCUGUCCUGGCAGGACCACACUCUCAACAUUGAGGUCAUGAUCUCCCCCCAAGGCUCUACACUCCUCAUGAACAAACACAAAGCACUGGAUGCAAAGUUUGACAAAGAAAAAUCCAUCUUUGAGAAACAGCGCGCAGCUCGCCUAAAAGACUUUCUUAUCGAGCGAAGAUUCAUCCAACGUCAGAGGAUGAAGCUGAUGAGGCGAAGCCUCGAACUGGCAGAAGAACGAGCUCAAUCAGCUCGGAUUAUUCUAGAAAAAUCAUAUUCUGAACAAAACGACUAUCGCUCUAGUUCAGCCCCUGUCAACCCUAAACGAAACGGGAUAUCAAGUGUUGCAGGAUCGGGAAUAAUUCCUAUACCAUUUCCCAGAAUCCCACUUAAAAGUGCAACACUAUUUGCUGCAACUUUACACCAAACGAAUGUUUACCUAGAUUCGGAUUCUGAAGAAGAUGCAGACACAAUAUUUGCACAAACUAAAGCGGCUCCCAAUAAACCAGACAGUGAGAUCUCUGCUGGCGGAGUCUUUUUGACCGCAGCAAAGAUAAAGCCAAUAAUAUUGACCUCACAACUUCAGCAGCCUAGUCUUCAAAAUCUGCGAGUACAAGACGAAGUGAUCAGUUCUGAUACUGCCACCAGAUUAACUGUGCAGCCUAGUCCUAGGGUGAUGAAAUCUCCUAGCAUACGAUUUUCUGAUUUGACUGAACUUCAAGAACCAAUUAUUGAAGUGGAUAUCAAGAAAAAAUCUCUGGAGGAAAAGGUCAAAGGUUUUCUGAAAGACCAAAUCGACUUUAAUGUUCGACCUCCAUCUUUGGUUAUUUCAAAAGCAGGUAGAUCCAGUAAAACGCCGCCUCUGGUAGCCCAGCGAUAUACGACUCUGACAUUUGACCCUAAAGUUGUAGAGAAAUCUUUUGACCAGUACUGCAAACACAGAACGUACGAAGAUCUAACCAAGACGAUGAAACUGGCUGCUAAGAUGAAAUGUCAUGUCAAACAGGCCAGAAACACGAGUCUCAUCCCGUCUAUAGCCACGUUCAAAUCAACGAAAAGUUUUUUGAGACUGCUGAAACAAAAGAAAAGAAACGAAAGUGAAAGUACACCGGAAGCUGAGCAGAUUGCAAAUAAUUAAAUUAUUUUCAAAUUUUAUUCUGAUUUAAAUUUUAAAAUGAUUUUUAAACCUAAUUUACAAUGAUAUUUACCAACCAAUACAGCGUUUGGCUUAAAUUAUGAAAAGAAAACAAGUUUGUAUAUAGCAGCUAUUUAUGAUUUAUUAAUUAAGCGUGUACAUAUAAAUGUCUAU